CGACGUUAAAGUGGUAAGCGAGAGCGGGGUGAAAAAACUACCCCGCCCUUUUAGUGUCAUUCAUCAGACCGCUCUGAAAGAUUGUUUGGAGUGUCAUAUUUUCCACGAGAUCUCACUCAUCCAGCAGACAAUAUGACAUCAGCAAAGCCUGCGUUCACCCUUGAAUCAGCCACCCUUAAGGUCAAGGCCGCUCAAAACCUCUGGAACACCCAGAAUCCGAUUGAGGUUUCCAAGUCGUAUACUGCUGAUUGUAUCUGGCGCAAUCGGACCUCGUUUUUCUCUGGCACGGAAGCCAUACAGACGUUUCUUACGGCCAAGUGGAAAAAAGAGAAAUCUUACCGCCUGCGCAAAGAACUAUUCGCUUUUACUGAGAAUCGCAUCGCCGUGCAAUUCUGGUAUGAAUACCAAGAUGCCGAAGACGGUUAUAAGUGGAAACGCUGCUACGGAUUGGAAGAUUGGACUUUCGAUCAAGAUGGCAAAAUGAAAAAAAGGAUGAUGUCUGGAAAUGAUUUACUUCUAGGCCCGAAUGGAGACGGCUCGGGACGCUGGUUUGUGGAUGGAGCCGAUGUCAAUGAGGUGAAAAUCGGCGAAGAUCACUGGUGAAUACCGUGUGUACGAUAGUCCAGAAUAUACGUACAUCCCGUUUGUUCCAUGUGGAUAAUAUCUUCUGAUUCCUAUCCUAUGCCGCAUCCCAAUUAUGAAAGAUUAUGAAAUUGAGGCUUACGAUACUCGGCAACGGGAUUGAUUCCAUAACAAUCUCCUCGAUAUAUCCGAUGAACCUAUCAAGAGUUGUUUGGGGGCUGCCAGCGAUGGGCGGCACUUGUUGGUUCCAUUCUCGGACCCGCCUUGUGGGUGAGAGAUUUGGACCCUCCACCCGUAAAAUUGAGGGUGGAGGGUCACCCGUUGAGUCACCCUCAGGGUCCCGGCGAGGCCUAGUUAGUUAACUAACUAACUUAACUUCAAUACUAUGUAUAUACUCUA
Messenger RNA from Aspergillus glaucus CBS 516.65, 981 nucleotides. Its product is annotated as nuclear transport factor 2 family protein. NCBI's taxonomy places the organism in Eukaryota, Fungi, Ascomycota, Eurotiomycetes, Eurotiales, Aspergillaceae. The coding region runs from base 133 to 603 and encodes 156 amino acids. The record is from RefSeq and is a predicted model, not a curated record. The transcript has 2 exons.